AUGUUUUCAAUCUCUUCUGUCUCAAUUCACAUUGACCCACUCUACAGAAAGCAAGUUUAUGCCUCUGGUGACAUUAUAAAAGGUACCAUUCAAUUGAAUGUCCCGAAAGACAUAUCUUUGAAAGGUAUUGAUGUAAAGUUGGAAGGGAUCUCUAAAGCUACUGCAAAAUUCCGUAAAAGGCAUACCCAUGAGAACAACAAGUAUAUCUGGAUUACUGAAACUCAUCGAUUCUUAUUUCAUGAUGACAAAGUAUUUCCUCCCAAAAAUAUUCAAGCUGUGACCCAUGCUACGGAGUUUGAUCUGAUAGCAGGAGAGUACUCCUAUCCCUUCGAAUUUGUCCUCCCCGACACAUCCAAUUGUUACAGGAAACCGUUGGUUGAAUUGGCUGAUAGCUAUGGUAGAGCAUGUAAUAAGCAUUACUAUGGCUUUGUAGCCCAUAAAAAUUGUUAUCUGCCUCCCAGUUUCUCGUAUCGAGAUGCUAACAUCAAGUAUUUCAUCAAAGUGACGGCUCGAAGAAGUGCAUUAUUGAAAGCCAACUUGAGAGAGAUUGUCCCUUUUGUUUUCCUACCUGAUGAUUCCUUGAUCUCUCGAGAUGUACCAGUAGGAACACCGGUUUAUGCAAAGAAGGUCAUUGACUUUCCAAAUAAAAGGGUUGGCCAAAUAUUUCAAAAAUCAGGUGGUGUGCAAACUAGAAAGGAAUGUACGACUGGAACCACUCGCAGAAAAAGGUCAAUAUUUGGUUUUGGAAAGGGUUCUGAUGACGCUGACUUUCCAUCUAGUCCAUUAGAGAUUGACUUUGAUAUUGUGUUGCUCAAUGGAGCAACGUUAACUCCAGGACAUCCCCUUGAUCUGCAGAUAAUUCUGGGUACAUCUAAUCCGAGCCAGUUCUUUAUGGAUAAUGGUGAGUCUAACCUCUUGGGUAGAGUUUGUUUCACGCACUUUGAGAUUGAGUUAGAAAGAGAUACUUUCUAUUCUGUGGGUCACAAGCAUAUAAAUCAUGCUAAUAAAGUUAAAGUAUUUGAGUCCAAGGAACUCAAUAUGUGGUUAGAUAUGGCUGAUGCACAACCAGUUUCAGAAACCGAAGCCAAACUGCGCAUUCCCACAGACUUUUUAGAGUCGGUUGUGGUGCCUAGACAUCUUCCUCCCACCUUUUAUUCGUGUAACAUUUACACAAAAUAUUCAUUACAUAUAACAGCACGAUUUGGUGACAGUGACCAUAGGCCAAAGAAAACAUUCGCAAUUUUUCCUAUCACACUUCUCUCAGGAAUCGAUCGGAGAAUGGGGCCUCCACCUCCUCCUCCUCAAGAUGGAAUACCGGUGGAAAUACCACCAACACCUUCAAAAGAAGCUAAAACUAGUGCGCCAGCGCCUGUCUAUAGUCCCCAGGAGCCCGAGCAAUUACCGUCCUAUCAAAGUGCGCUCACCGAUGCAACCACUGAAACACACGGACAAUCCAAUCACACGUAA
Messenger RNA from Komagataella phaffii GS115, 1467 nucleotides. RefSeq lists its product as hypothetical. Gene Ontology annotation, molecular function: ubiquitin protein ligase binding; protein-macromolecule adaptor activity. The coding region runs from base 1 to 1467 and encodes 488 amino acids. Gene Ontology annotation, biological process: ubiquitin-dependent endocytosis. The transcript has a single exon. Gene Ontology annotation, cellular component: cytoplasm; plasma membrane; cytosol. The record is from RefSeq and is a predicted model, not a curated record. Lineage: Eukaryota; Fungi; Ascomycota; Pichiomycetes; Pichiales; Pichiaceae.